AUGUCACCUUUGGGCCAAGCAGGUACCGAUCUCUUCAACCUUGACAUCCAUCAAGAUCUCUCAUCAAUCUCGACGGCACCCAAGAUUCUCCGGACAUCUACCAGUACCGCAGAGACAGAAAAGUCUACUACCGUCGCGAUCAUGUCAUCAUCCAUGAGAAGACUCGACAUCCAGAAGGCCAACAAGAUGAACGCCUCUCAUUCCGAGUCUCGUGACUCCGGUUUCGCCUUGACCCCUGAUUCACCCGCUUUUCCUGUCGCUCCAGUCAGCGCCACAGUUGACGGUGUCUCCUACAGCGCAAGGGAUAUCGAGAGAAUGGGCCGUACCCUCAAGCAAGCCCGUGCUGAUGGUGCAUUCCCCUCGACCACCACUCCACUCUACAACAUGGAGAUCAUGAUCCACGACUACAGCCGCCUCGUCGAACUCUCAGAGGUUCGCCGCGGCAUGCCUCCCCGCGAAUGGAACCGCGAUCGUCGUUCUGUUGAGCUCUACCUUCAGAUUGCCCGAGAGUUCCAAGAGCGCGAUGAGCUCCACAGUGAAGACGUUGAACAGGUCAACAUGAGCGCACGCGCGCGCAGUUUCGAGACUCGCGCCAACGACGAGGCUACUCUGUACGCAAUGGUUCGUCAUGCGCUCAACUCUAUCGUUCAUGGCACUGCUCACGGUCAGGCGACUCCUGGUGUCGACAUUCCUGCCGUUCUCACCGAGAUUCGCGACUCAUUGAUCGGCCAAGCUGUUCGCGGCGAGAACGGUGUUACCGAAGCUAACGUUGAAUAUGUCAUUCAACACGUUUUCAACACGAUUGACCAGUCUCUCGAGGCUCAAGUCAGCACCUUGGGCAACGUGGCCGACACUCAGCGUGCUCAGGUCAACGCCAUUGCCGGUCAUGUCGGCGCCAUCGACAACCACGUUCAUGCCAUGGGCCACAACGUCAACUCCAUGGGGUCUCUUGUCAACUCUACCAACAGCAACGUCAACGGCAUGACUACUCAGGUCAACAUGCUUCAGACUAUCGUCAACAUGCUUCCUGAGAUGGUCAGUCGCUCCAUUCAGCAGAGCCUUCCCGAACUCAUACAGGCUGGCGUCGAAGGUGCCAUCAGCGAUGAGCUCGUCGCUCGACUGGAGUUAUUCGUUGGCACCAUGCAGGGUAUGCGUGCUCGCGAAGCAACGACCAGCCAGGGCGCUCCUGUCUCUGAGAAGGGCAACAAAGUGAGCAAGAAGUAUUCCAAGAAGCCCUGCUUCAUCAAGAGGCUCUUUUCCUCAAAGAAGCACGGUGGCGGCUCCGGCGGUCAUGGUUCUUCUAGUUCAGGCCUUGCUCACUAG
This is a messenger RNA of Anthostomella pinea, 1323 nucleotides long. The record is from the annotation of a GenBank genome assembly. Lineage: Eukaryota; Fungi; Ascomycota; Sordariomycetes; Xylariales; Xylariaceae.